CUGGGCUUUGAGAACAUGAGCUGGGAGCGAGGGAGGCGGAGCCUGAUGGGGGGAAGAUACCGGGCACUGGGCUGAGCUGAUUGAGGUCAACCACGACGACAAGGUGGUGGCGUCCGAACGCUUUGAGAUCACGCAGCAGAUCAAGCGGCUGACCCUGGACUCCAUGGUUCCAAAGAACAAGGAGGUGGAGCGACGGCUGACCUCUCCCAUCCUCAGCACCUCCCUGGACACCAGGAGCAUCGCCUUUGAGAGAAACACCUCUGGCUUCUGGGUCUGGAAGACGGAGAGGAGCGAAGCGGUGAACGACUACGAAGCUAAGGUCUUCACGGCCAACAACGUGAACGUGGUGACCAGGAUCCGGACGGAGCACCUGACUGAAGAGGAGAAGAGGCGAUACAAAGCUGACCGAAACCCCCUGGAGUCCUUCUUGGGCACCAUUGAGCACGAAUACGGAGCCCAGCAGGACCUGACGACGGAGUUUGCCUCGAGCAACAACCCAACAGCUCUCCCGCCCGAGGAAUACUUCGACCCCCAGUUUGACUUGAAGGACAGAGAUAUCGGCCGGCCCAAAGAAGUGACCAUCCGGACUCAGAAAUUUAAAGCCAACCUGUGGAUGUCCGAAGAGUUCCCGCUCUCCCUUGUGGAGCAGGUCUCCCCCAUCGUGGACCUGAUGGCCAGGACCAGCGCCCACUUUGCUCGGCUGAAGGACUUCAUCACCUUGGACUUCCCUCCUGGGUUUCCGGUGAAAAUCGAAAUCCCCCUGUUCCACAUCCUGAACGCUAGGAUCACCUUUGGACGUGUCAACAGCUGCAGCACCCUGGAAGAGGCUCCACCCCAGGGCCCCGAAGGCCUGCAGGGCGCCGCUGCUGCUCCGGCCUCCCCCUUUGUGGUGGACCCCUCCGUCUUCGAGAUCCCCAAGUCCUACCGGGUCCAAGACGAUGGGCGGAACCUGCACGUGCAGGACGAAGACAACGAAAUCAUGCAGUUUGCCAUCCAGCAGAGCCUGAUGGAGUCCGGCCACAGCCAGGAGCCUCUGGGGCCACCUGUGAACGGGGACGUCUCCCACUCCCAGGACCUCCACCUGCGAUAUCAGAGGGCCCUGCAGGAGAGCCUCCUGGCGAGCGGCGGGAUCCACCCCGCUCUGCGCAGCUCUUCCACCUUCGACCAGGAGUUGCAGCUGGCCAUGGCGCUCUCCCUUCAGGAGCAGCAGCAGGAGGAGCAGCGGAGGCGGCAGGAGGAGGAGGAGGAGCUGAAGGAGGCGCUCCAGCGCUCCCUGCUGGAAAAGUAGCAGGAUGACGCGAGGCCCGCCCUUCUUCGCCCGGGCGCUGGACGUAGAGGCCAGGCCCGGCCCCCUUCAGCGGGGGGGGGGGGGGGGGGCUCUUCCGCUCACUCGCCAAAGCUUUGAGCCCAAAGAUCUGCCCGCUCGGCAGUUGCGCCGAAGGGGGCACCCCAGCCUCUGCCAAAGCCCGUUCUGAAGAGGUGCCAGGCUCUUGCCAGCCUCAAAGAGGGGGCAGCGGAGGGUAACAACCUGAGCCAAGGGAGGGGCUUCCUCGGACUCGGCUCCUCACCUUCCAAAGAUUUCAGCAGCUGCCAGGUGUCUUUUAGGGCCCGUGUGCCUCGCCCACCGCCUGCCUGCACCAGAGUGCUUCUUCCCUUUGGACUCCUCCGGCCGCUUCUGUGUCUCUGUAGCCUUCCCAAGCCUCUCCUCUCCUGGUGCUCCUCCUAGCCAAUCUGGGGGGGGGGGUGUUUUUAAAUAAAGUGGGGGCAACUCCU
Notechis scutatus (mainland tiger snake) is the source of this 1773-nucleotide messenger RNA. The record is from RefSeq and is a predicted model, not a curated record. NCBI's taxonomy places the organism in Eukaryota, Metazoa, Chordata, Lepidosauria, Squamata, Elapidae.